AUGUUCCCCACAGACGUUUAUCGAAAAGUACUCUGUCCUCGCAAUGAUUGCAAGCGGCCAUACUGUCCAUUCUAUCACGAAGGAUCCACGAAGCAUCAAUCCACCCUCGAUGGGAAAAGUCAUCCAUGGUUGCACAAAGGCUCAUCACUAUGGAAGCUCUCUCACUUCGAUUUUGUACCCGUGCCAGGAACAAAGUGCAAUAUCGAGAUUCCUGAUUCUGGCAGUCCAUCGAUUGUGACAAAGCCUAUCGCGCAAACUGACGAGCCACCUAUGGAAAAUGGAAUUCAACAGAUACCUACUACAUCAAAUGCACCGCAAUUCUUUCCCAGCGCGCAACAUUUUGGAUCAACUCCACCGAGAUACGAGCAAAUCACGCCGGUUUAUACACCAUCGUCUGCAAUCCACGCAUCAUUAACCAAUCAUGUUAUUAAAGAUGAACCAGAUAAUGAGGUCAUAUUUAUGGGACUAGUGAAAAAGAAGCCAGCAACACCUGCCGUGUCUGACAUGGUUACGUCAACAACUGAUGACUGUGUGGCUCUUCUCGACAAAAAGCUGGCUGAAGAAAAGCGAGCUAUUGCUGAGAUGGAAGCAAAAUUGGCCGAGUAUGAAGAAAUUGAAAGAAGAAAAGCUGAGCUAAAAGCUAAAUUGGACAAUUUGAUGCUCGGGAAAAAUCAGGCGGAGAAUAGCAUCUCCGGCCCACUUCCAGAAGCACCUCAACCUCAACAACCAAAAGAGAUCCCACAACGACUACCUUCUGUGGAACGAGAAGAAGUCUCACGACCUUUGAAGAAGAAACCGGCAAUCGAGGUCAUUGAAGAGGAUUUCUCUGAAGAUGAGCUCAAACCAUCGCCCUCGCCUCCGUCACCACCGAAACGAUCAAAACUCAAUUCAAACAAGAAAGCAAAGACGAUUGAGUUUCCACCAAGAAAUGCUUACGUAUCGACUCCAUUAGAGGAACUCAAACGAAUCGAAGAAUUGAAAGAGAAGCGAAACGUUUUUGAAAAAAACUACUCGACAGAUCAGAAGAAAAUCGGCGAGAAACGGCCGUCAACAUCGUCUCAUCAACCAAAACCGCUUUUUGAAGACAGGAAAAGAAUUUCGACCACAAAUGAAUUCAUGCAGGAUUUGUUUGCCGAGUCUGACGAUUUUGCCAAGCCGAAAUCGAUUUUGAAGAAAGAUGCUUCAAGGGUGGCCCCAAGUAAUAGCGAUAAUGGAAAAUUGCCAAAGAAAACGGUGACGAUUCACAGAACCGGAUCCGCUUCGACAUCAAAACACGACGAGAUCAAGAAGAAGAGUGACCUCACCGAAGCGCGAAUGAAUGCCGCCAAGAAACUCGGCUCUCAGCAAGCUCAACGGCCAAUCCGCCCAGUGGAUCACGUCAAAAAGCCACCGAAUCCAGUCGCACAAUUGGGAGCACGACUGGAGAAAGCGGCCAAAUUUGCUUCAACCGCGCCCAAAACUGGUUCAUUCACGGGCCACGAGGGAAAAGGAAGUCCACGAGUUGCACAUGUACCGACUACAACAAGUUCCACACCGCGAUUGCUUGAGCCAACUUUGCUAUCAUGUGCACCAAUGCAAACGCGUCUCACUUGCGUAAAAAGUCUUUAUGCAGAAAUGGAGAAGAAGUAUGGUUCACAAGCGUCAAUGGAAGAGGCUAUGGAAGAAGAACUGAAAAUUUUAAAAAGUUCUAUGCACUUAAAAGGAUAUGAACAAAAGAUAGUUUCUGCAAGAAUUAGAAUUUGUGGCGCUAGUUCAUCGAGUUCGGUCAAGCGAUCCGUUUCCCACCAAGCGAAUCUGAUUGGACCAAAGGCUAGCGAAAUCUCAAUGAACAUCAAGGAUAAACGAAAGAGUGUCGAUAUGGACCCGUUGAAACUGACGACAGAGAUGUUCUACCAGAGAAUGAAGAAAUACAAGUCAACUGCCGAUCAGCUGCAAAAGAAUUCCUAUCCAAACUGGAUUGACGAUGAGAAGAUUGAGGUUACCAUCCCGGAAAGUCAAUGGGACACGGCACCUGGAAGAGAGGGACGAGAUAAGCGAUUUAUUGCGGAUUAUAUCCUCGAACGUCAUUGUGCUCGUUGUGGACAGCGUUUUUUCCUGAGCAAGAAUGGGGAGAUUGUGGAUUCCCAAUGCUUCUAUCAUCCAUUGAGAAUGAGGAAGAAAAGAGAGAAUAAAACUUUGGUCCCGUAUUACCCAUGUUGCGAUGCGCAGGAUGACGAGACGGGUUGUUCGGUGGCUCGAGGGCACGUCUCCGAAUCGCUUCGACAAUCGGAUUUGCUGCGUUUCAGAGAAUUCGACAAGCCCACCGGUGACGAUGAUCCACGAUCAAAAAAAGUCUACGCUCUCGACUGCGAAAUGGUGUACACGGUUUGGGGACCGGCUCUUGCUCGAGUCUCGGUUGUGGAUCGAUUCGACAAGCUGGUUCUUGAUGUCAAAGUCCUCCCAGACGAUGCGAUAGUUUGUCCAAAUUCAAGAUUUUCCGGUUUAACGAUCGAUGAACUGAAGCAAGAGGGGAAAACGUGGGAUGCGGCACAGAAAGCGCUCGAUCGAAUCAUCAACGAUCACACGAUUCUCAUUGGACACUCGCUUGAAAGUGAUCUCAAGGCGAUGCGUAUUGUACACAAACGGGUGAUCGAUACGGCACAGGUUUUCCCUCACAAAUUUGAGAAUCACAAAUGGUCGCUGAAGGAUCUCGCCACCGAGAAGCUACUAAAGAUUAUUCAAGAGGAUGUGGAUGGGCACGACAGCAAAGAGGAUGCUUCAACGUGCAUGCAGCUGAUGAUGUUUCGGGAAUUUGGAAAAAAC
Messenger RNA from Mesorhabditis belari, 2802 nucleotides. Lineage: Eukaryota; Metazoa; Nematoda; Chromadorea; Rhabditida; Rhabditidae. The record is from the annotation of a GenBank genome assembly.